ACAUGGGUUUCCCAGUGGUGGAGUGCUCUGCUGAUGGAUCCUUCAUUCUGUCCAAGCCGCCCAAAACAGGCGGAUUGGUGUCGUUCGGAACGGUUGCCGAGCAACUAGUGUACGAGAUCGGUGACCCGCAGAAAUACCUGCUUCCUGACGUCACCUGUGAUUUCUCUAACGUCAACAUCACUGAAGUAGCAGGAGUGGAGGGAGGGAUGGUCAAAGUGACCGGAGCCAGAGGUUUUGCUCCGUCCAAUGACUACAAGGUGUGUGCCACCUACAUGGAUGGGUACAGGGCGACAGCAGUGUGUCCUGUAGGGGGCCCCAGAGCUACCGAGAAGGCCAGACGCACCGCAGAGAGCAUCAUCAAACGGACACGUCGGAUGUUCAAGCAGCUGGGUCUGGAGGACUUCACCUCAGUCAACAUCCAGGUGUUGGGGGCAGAAGAUACCUACGGACCACACAGCAAUAACACGACCCCUAGAGAGGUGGUAGUCUGGAUGGCUGUGCGUCAUAAACAGAAGAAAGCUCUGGAGUUCUUCGCCAGGGAGAUAGCACCUGCAGGAACGGGCAUGGCUCCUGGACUCAUGGGCAUAGUUGGAGGACGACCAAGAGUCUCACCGGUUCUCAAACCUUUCUUCUUCAUGCACUCAAAGUCUCAGCUGAAGGUGGACGUGCACAUUGGUGGAGAGCACGCCGAGACGUACACUGAGGCGGAGUCAGACUCUGAGGCUCCGCCCCCAGCGGAGGAGAAAGCUGUACCUGUCGCAGGUACGCCAUCACCUG
Salvelinus namaycush (lake trout) is the source of this 777-nucleotide messenger RNA. RefSeq lists its product as uncharacterized. The annotation marks the transcript as partial. Lineage: Eukaryota; Metazoa; Chordata; Actinopteri; Salmoniformes; Salmonidae. The record is from RefSeq and is a predicted model, not a curated record. The transcript has 8 exons.